AUGCUGGCCGGCAAUAACAAGAUGGAAAGGGAACCAGGACAUCGCCCUUCCCACGCAGGAGGCGGACAGGGCAGCGGCGGUGCAAGAGCAGAAGACAUUAGGCACAAAGUGCAACAAGAUGCCCUUGGUGCGAAGGCCAGUGCAGCAGAUUUUGUAAAGAGCUGGGUAGCCGCAACGAUCAAAAUACCACGUCGUAGACGACUUGAUGCUUUGGUUGGUCUGGAAAGAUCUGACGAGAACUUCCAUCGAUAUGCCUUUGUGAAAUACAUAGAAAAGCAGAUCAACUCUUUUGUGGCUCCCACAAUUGACGCUCAGCUGAAGAGUGCUCGGAUAUCAGAUGGCGCCCCGCAGCUGGAUGUCCCGAUGCUCGUAGAGUCGCUGAUGAACUCGGAAGAGUAUGCCAGCUUCGUGAGAAAACUGCUGGAUGACGCCAGCGAAAGCAUCUCCCAGCUCAUGGCAGAGGGACCUACAUCUCUCGCGCCAGUGUCCAGUGAUGCCUUUGCUGAUGAAGAAACACGAAGACAGCAGGAGCAUAGAAACGAGCUGCGGAAGCUUACACAGGAUCUUUCGACUCAAAGCCUGUCAACGAAUGAGAGUGCGAGCUGGUCAUUGUCUCUGGAAGGGCAGACUUGGAAGAAACUUCCAUAUUCUUCCUUGCCCGUUUUGUCUAUCGAGGAGAUUCGGACAAUCGAGACGAAUCUACAGCGUAGAAACAGCGUGGAGGUCCGACAGGGCGCAUUGCAACGGCUAGCGUCAUACCCAUCUAUGGAUCUCCUAUGUGGAGAGGUUUGGCCAGACGCAAAGAGCGCUUUGAAAAGUGCCAUUAGCGACCCAGAUAGCAGGAUAGCGACUGGAUGUCUACGAAUCUACGCGCGGAUCUUUCGGGCAGCUCCUACGACGAUGAUGGGCGAGAUUUACCUGAGCUUGGUUGACCACUUGACGCAUAUCUUCGAAUCUGGCUACCAAGAUAAGGUGGUUGACGGUCUCUGUAUUGAGGACGUCAGAGUGCAGCUCCUUCUCAAAAAGUUCAGACUGUUGAAUCAGUUUCAGCAAGAGCUUACCUCUUGCUGGGUCCGAUUUUCUGAUCAACUUAUCAAAGAAGUGAUGUUGGCCACAUUUAGGCUGUUCGGGCUCUCAUCCUCCAUAGCGGGUUGGGCGGACCGAAUGAAGUCAUCGCUAGUCACUGGAACUGCCCCUGGGAAAUCUUCAUUCAUCACACCGCUGCAUUAUCUAAGCAUCGUCGAUGUCGGAGCAGUCUGGUUCGAAAGGUGGACGAUCAGCAAGUUCGGCAGAUCGCAUAUCGCUGCCGCUGUGUUGGAGACAGGGGUAUUGAAUGGCCUUGCUGCCCGCUUCAUGGCUCACGCCGCCCAUCUGCUCCGCACAUCUUCUUCCAUUGCGAAAAACUGCGAUGAGGUUCUGGUUUUGGAUGUAGAGGUUGCGGAAGACCUCGACGAGCUGGUAGCGCGCCGCAAAAUCGGCAUCGAAGACCUCGAGUACGUGCACUUCCUGCAUGUCCUUGUAGUAUUGGGAAAGCUCUCCAUUUUCGAAGGAGGAAAAGAAUGCUUCCCGGUUGAUUUGAUGAGCGCCCUGGGAGUAGCCGCAGUGCCCGCUCUUCAAAAUGUGCUUGGAGAGAGCCUCACCAAUUCUAAGGCAUCCACACCUCAACAGGCGUGCCUCACACUCGAAGGACUGACGCAAAUAUUCGUCCGGCUGAUGUGUCAAUGCCCACGGACGACAUUCACGAUGCACAUGGAGGACGGAGCAAACAAAGGUCAUACAUUGGAGGCGUUGAAACUCUCGAGCUUCGUUGUCCGACUGCUGCGGGAGAUUAUUGAGACAGACAAGCUCUACGACAAAAGGUUGCUGAAGAGUUCCGUAUUCGCGGAGCUAAUGCAGCCUUUGCAUACCGCGCUCGGAAGCGGGUCCCAGAAGGGAUCACCCAACGAUCUGGAGUCUCUCUCUGACGUUGCGGAGACUUUAUCCAACAUCGCGGCCACGGACUCGGGGAGGCAGUUUAUAUUGCAGCAAGAAACCGCGGCACUAGUCACGGUGAAAUCUCGCAACGACUCGAAAGGAAUCUCAAACCGGCCGGAGCAAGCACGGGUGCUCCAGACGGUGACCUCGUAUGUCGAACAAAUGAUUCGUGUGGGGAUCACAUCACAGCAAGAAGUCAAAGUUCUGGGAGGAUUCAUCUUUUUCCUUCGACAACUAUACAGAACUUGCGAUGGUUUGCGGCAUCUGCAGCAGUAUAACCUGCACAUGACUUUAGCGAGGAUUCUAAACAAUGGUCCGUGGAAGGACAAAAAUGGAGAACUAGCUGUUUCCAUGAGCAAAGCGUGGCACUCGAUCGCUGUUGACAAUUUGCUGAAUUACGCUGGAACGCCAAAGGGAGUCCUCUUGCUUCAGUUAAGCGGGUCGAUGAAUCCAGCUGUCGCAUAUAUGGUUCGCAGCUUUUGUUUCAGAUACGAGAAGAAAAUGCAAGUGAGCAAAUGCGACAAAUUCGGUUAUGGGGUGCUGGUCUCCCAGAUCUCCACAACGAAGAGUGGCAUGCAGGCAUUGUAUUCGGCGGGCUUAUUGAAACUCUUCUUUUCGGAUAUGUGGGGCUUUCUGGAGCACGAUGACACGGUCAGCAUUGCCGCACCCCUCAUCGAACCAUUGGACGACCAUCUUGCCAAGAAGCUGGUCGGCAACAUUUUGAAAGUCUUGAUAUCGUUUCCGGGCCUGUGCGCGAUCGUGGCUGAAGAGGACAAGCCUACCACUGGGAGAGACUCGUUGGAUUUCCUGAUGAAGAAUGCAUUGACGGACAACAAGGGUUCUCGCAGGAGUGAUGGAACACUCGGACGAUAUGACGAGCUUCAGCUCGUGGCUCUACGCAUCCUGAAGAUCGCAAGCUCUUCGCUGGACUCUUGCAUCCUGCUGCAAGCGCAUUAUCGAUUUCAGGAGGCAUUGCUCAGCAUGCAAGUGAAUGCACAGGCAAAGUCUGGUGGGCGGCUUCCGAUCGACGAACCGCAAGUUAUUGACGAGGCAUCCCUCUUGCGCAAUUACAUUCUCAUCGCGACAUUCGCCGUGGGUGGAGCUGGGGAACGCGUCCUUCCGCCUAUAAAGCUGUGCGAUGUCCUCCAACAACCACUUCCCACCGUGCAUGCAUACCCGGUCCCAGUUGAGUACAUGCCACCCAUAGCGCAGGUUGGAACUUCCAUGACUCCCCAGCUCAAGACCAUGGAAAAAGACCUUGAGAAGUUGCUUUCGCAGCCAGCAUCACAGAUGGCCUCGUCUGCAUGGCUGCAGAAUAUGGAAUCCGUCGUCAGCAACAUCAUCACGUUCGAAGGGGAUACAGUCUUGCUAUCCGCUCGCAUUCUCUCUGCGUGCCGGUUUCUCCCUGAAAUUUUGCGGGCGCUGAUCAACCUGCCAGAAAGGGAUCGAAACUCUAUAGGCUGGAUUACACUCAAUGCCGUGAAGCCUGAUGCAAAAGUAAAAUCACACGGGCCCGAUAACACCAGCCUUCUCAAAUACGACUCCAUUGGGCUCGAUAUCGCUGCACGAUAUGCGCACCGACAUAUGCGCUCUAUCCCGACAGAAAAGUUCAGGAAAGAUCUCGCCAGCCUUCUGCACGAGACACGGACUCUGCUCAGGCCUCAUCAGAAGCAGCCUUCCGAAGCGAGAGAAACUGCACAAGAGCUCUCUUCAACAUUCCCCGGCUUUGAUUGGUUCCUCAGCACCGCCUUCAUAUUACUACAGGGCGAUAAGCAGCGGACAUUGACGUACCUUACCUCACUGUUACCGUACCUGCCUUCUAUGUAUAUGUGGCCCCAGCGAGCCCAUCGCUCUCGGCUUUUUGACCCACAGCGAUAUGAUGUGCCGCUGCUGUACUCGACGUGCUGCCAUCUUGUGGAGGCGAUUUUGGAGACCGAGCUGCCGGCCUUAUUUUCUGCUUUCACCUUGAGCGGUUGUACGCCGAGUCAGCUCACCCAGCGCUGGUUCCGCGAACUCUUUUGGACACAUCUACCUCUCUCGUCAAUCGGAACAUACCUUCUGUUGGCGACUGUCUUUGGGAUCGAUUACCAGAUAUACUUCUGCAUCGCCCUCUUGAAGCACAUUCAACCUGCAGUGCUGAUAGCUACCAGAGAUCACGGGCUGGUGGCGUUCUUGGGGGAUCCAUCUCGAGUGGUUGGCGCCUCAGAUGGCAUUCCACACAUCUCGACGGCAGGAAAGCAGAAGGAGGGAACGCAUGGGAAAAACUCUGGGGAUGAUGACGUAUUUGCACCAGCUCGGUACUUAUCUUACAUGCACACUCUGCGAGACAAAUACCGGAUCGCUGUACUCCGAGAAAUGCGAGAGGCGGUUGGAUGUUGA
Messenger RNA from Fimicolochytrium jonesii, 4353 nucleotides. RefSeq names its product broad-minded protein-domain-containing protein. Lineage: Eukaryota; Fungi; Chytridiomycota; Chytridiomycetes; Spizellomycetales; Powellomycetaceae. The transcript has 7 exons. The record is from RefSeq and is a predicted model, not a curated record. Bases 1 to 4353 code for a protein of 1450 amino acids.